Molecule: messenger RNA, 6202 nt
Organism: Caenorhabditis angaria
Lineage: Eukaryota; Metazoa; Nematoda; Chromadorea; Rhabditida; Rhabditidae
Source: the annotation of a GenBank genome assembly
AUGUUGAAAACCCACAUAUUUUUCCUAAUUUUAAGCCUAAAAAAUGUGAUUCUGGCAUAUAAAUCGGAUAUUUUACUUCAGGCGGAUUAUCAUCAAUUUUUCAGACAUGUUGGACAACUGUAAGAAAUCCAUGGCCUAGAAAUUCCAGACCCAAAAAAAUUUGCAGACUCAUCGAUCAAGCGAGCAAUCAAAAUGGGUUGUACAAGGAGGGCGAGGGCAAAUUUCUCGAUUUAUUGAGCGAAAAAAAUGUGGUGGUGAAAAAUUGUGGACAUAUUUUGAUGACUAAAGGUGGGGCAGGAAGAAAAAAAAAUUACGGAGAGAAAAUCUGGAAAAUUUCAGCGCAUUUGCGGCGAUUUUUCGAAAUUCAACGACGAAAAUUCGAAAAAGAGUUGUCAGGUAAAAGAGGGUCUGAAAUUAGGCUUAGACUUAGGAUGGGCCUAAGGCCCAGACUCUUAUCACGAUUAGCCUUAGGCUUAGUAUGGGCCAUCUUAUCAUGGUCCAUCUUAUCACGCUUAGCCUUAGGCUAAGUAUGGGCCAUCUUAUCAUGGCCCAUCUUAUCACGCUUAGCCUUAGACUUAGGAUGGGCCUAAGGCCCAGACUCUUAUCACGCUUAUUAGCCUUAGGCUAAGUAUGGGCCAUCUUAUCACGCUUAGCCUUAGGCUUAGUAUGGGCCAUCUUAUCACGCUUAGCCUUAGGCUUAGUAUGGACCAUCUUAUCACGCUUAUUAGCCUUAGGCUUAGUAUGGGCCAUCUUAUCAUGGUCCAUCUUAUCACGCUUAGCCUUAGGCUUAGUAUGGGCCAUCUUAUCAUGGUCCAUCUUAUCACGCUUAGCCUUAGGCUUAGUAUGGGCCAUCUUAUCAUGGGCCAUCUUAUCACGCUUAGCCUUAGGCUUAGUAUGGGCCAUCUUAUCAUGGGCCUUCUUAUCACGCUUAGCUUUAGGCUUAGUAUGGGCCGACCCUGAAGCCUUGUUUUUCCAGUGGCCAAACGUCGUAAAAACCAGCGAUUAUCCGCUUCUCGAAUUCAACGUGAACCUAACGCUAACAAGUCUGAUGCAUUUCCGAACCGAUCAAAUCUUCCAAAUCGACACCGAUCCGCCAAGUGGUAAAAAACCGGAAAAAAUCGAAUUUUUCGAAAUCACCGGCGGAUGUUUGGAUGCGAUAAUGGAGUUGAACAAAUCGGCGAUUCAUGACGAGUGGACGCCGAAAUACGGUGACGGAAAAAUCAGUGAGACCAUUUUUCGGGAAUUGGUUGAGAACACGAUUUUGAGUGCGGAAUUUUCGAAGGGUGGUAUUGAGGAGAAGUGGUUUACAACGGGUUUCAGUGCACUGAUUGAUUUGAAUACGAAUUUGAGGGAUGUUUAUGAUUUCAGUCAGUUUUUUUGAUGAUCUAGGCUGGAAAUCCGGGAAAAAAAAAUGAUUUUUCAGAAAAUUUUGUGCGGUAUAUGAAACGAUUUACGAAGCGAUAUACUUUGAUGAAGGAUAUUGAGGUGAGAUUUUUGAGCUAAAAAAAGCUAACAUGAGCAAUGCCGUUGGAAAUAUGGGAUUUUUUAAUAUGAGCAAUGUUUUUUUGCCACGUGGAACUUUUUCAGCCCAGAAAGAUUAUUUUUUUAAAUCUAACAUGAGCAAUGUCUUUUUUUCUAAUAUGAGCAAUGAUCAAUGAGAUUUGAAAUUAGUUAAGUUUUUUCUCAACUCAAAUAUCUGACCAUUGCUCAUAUUGAGAUUUUUUUUGCCACAUGGAUUUUCCCACAGAAAAAUAUAGGAUUGCUCAUGUUAAAUUUGAUUGUUUUCAAAGUUAACAUGAGCAAUGAUACAUUUUCAAGGUAAUUUGAUUUGAAAUGAACAAUUUUGUCAAAUUUUUGGACCAUUGCUCAUAUUAGGCCUAAAAUAUGUACAAUUUCGAGAUUUUUUUUGACACGUGGAUUUUCCCACAGAAAAAUAUAGGAUUGCUCAUGUUAAAUGUGAUUAUUUUCAAAGCUAACAUGAGCAAUGAUACAUUUUCAAGGAAAUUUGAUUUGAAUGAACAAUUUUGUCAAAUUUUCGACCAUUGCUCAUAUUAAGCCUAAAAUGCAAUUUCGAGAUUUGUGAUAUUUCGAGAUUUGUGAUAUAAAUGUGAUAUUUUGCAAAGCUAACAUAGGCAAUGAACAAUUUUUUGACCAUUGCUCAUAUUAAAAAUGUUCAGAAUAUAAACGAUAUGUAUGACAAAGAAAUCGAAGCAAACCUGGUAGUUGUAACCCAAUCCGUAGAUCAUAUAGUUUUCCGCAAAACCGCAAUCUACCAUCAUAAUUUUCGACAAAUUUUUGAAUUAUGGGAUUAUCAAGUCGAAUUGAUCUAUGUGAGUUGGAAGAUCUAGAUCUAGAUUAUUGAAAGAUCUAUCUUGAUCUGUGUUCUAGAACAUUGAUGGAAAUUCGACAUGGCAAGUGAAUCAGAUUUAUCAGACUCCACCGCAUGAAUAUUUGAUUUUCGAGAAUUUGGCAAGAAAUAAUUCGUAUUCAGAAAUUCUAGACCUUUGGGAAACACGCCUCAAGAACUCUUUGAACAUCGAAAAAUUUGUGAAAAAAGUUCAGAACUUUGAAAACUGCAAUGAUUCAUAUCCCGAAACUUUUCAAGAUCCAAAAACUGAAGUCAGAGUUCUAGAAAACUCGAAAUCUCGCCUCGAAUUCGAGAUCUUUUUGAGGUACACCAAAGAGGAUGGUGUUUUUGAAGUUGGCGCAAAAUUUGGUGCAAUUUGGAGCCCGAAAUUCGCGGAGCAUUAUUUGAAAAAUUUGACAAUGACGUGUCCGGUGACGAUUGGGAAAAGUGAGUCAGAAUUGAAGUCAGGCGGCGAAAAAUCUUUUUUUUUUUUUUUUAGAAAAUUCAAACGCUGGAAAAUUUGUGAGCCAACCUUCGGGAAAUGUAGGGCUGAUAGGUGAGUUGAAAAGCGGCUUAAUAUGAGCAAUGGUCAAAAAUCUGACAAAAUUGUUCAUUUCAAAUCAAAUUUCCUUGAAAAUGGCUCAUUGCUCAUGUUAGCUUUGAAAAUAGUCACAUUUAACAUGAGCAAUCCUAUAUUUUUCUGUGGGAAAAUCCACGUUGCAAAAAAAAUGUCAAAAUUUUAUUUUAGGCUUAAUCUGAGCAAUGAUCAAAAAAAUUUGACAAAAUUGUUCAUUUCAAAUCAAAUUUGAAAUUUCCUUAAAAAUGUAUCAUUGCUCAUGUUAGCUUUGAAAAUAAUCACAUUUAACAUGAGCAAUCCUAUAUUUUUCUGUGGGAAAAUCCACGUGGCAAAAAAAAAUCUCGAAAUUGUACAUAUUUUAGGCUUAAUAUGAGCAAUGGUCAAAAAUUUGACAAAAUUAUUCAUUCAAAUCAAAUUUCCUUGAAAAUGUAUCAUUGCUCAUGUUAGCUUUGAAAACAAUCACAGUUAACAUGAGCAAUCCUAUAUUUUUCUGUGGGAAAAUCCACGUGGCAAAAAAAAAUCUCAAAAUUGUACAUAUUUUAGGCUUAAUCUGAGCAAUGGUCAAAAAUUCGACAAAAUUGUUCAUUCAAAUCAAAUUUCCUUGAAAAUGUAUCAUUGCUCAUGUUAGCUUUGAAAAUAAUCACAUUUAACAUGAGCAAUCCUAUAUUUUUCUGUGGUGAAAUCCACGUGGCAAAAAUUGUAUUUUAGGCUUAAUAUGAGCAAUGGUCAGAUAUUUGACUUGAGAAAAACCUUAACUAAUUUCAAAUCUCAAUUGCUCAUAUUAGAAAACUCGCAUAUUUUCAACAAAAUAAGACAUUGCUCAUGUUAGUUUUGAAAAAUAAUCUUUCUGGGCUGAAAUUCACGUGAAAACAUCUGACAAAAAUUCCACGUGGCUUAAAAAUGGAUCAUUGCUCAUAUUAAAAAAAUUCCCAUAUUUCCAACACGGCUAAAACCAUUGCUCAUAUUAGCUUUUUUUGCUCAAAAACUUCAAACUCACCUCAAUAUCCUUCAAUAGCUAAAGAAGGGCAUUGCUCAUGUUAGCUAAUCUUUAUGGGGUGAAAAUCACGUGGCAAAACUUCAAAUUUUGGGUGAGAUCCACGUGUAAACAUCUCAAAUUUCCCGGAUUUUCAGCGAUCAAUAGUCCAAAAGAGAUCGUACAUCAAAUGAUCGACGCCAAAAUCAAUCUAUUCAUCAAGCAAAUCUACAAAACCCUCGUGCAACAAUCAAGUGUCUAUAACUCAGAUUACGAGAAAGCGGUAGCCGAUUUAAAGGCGCAUUUCCACAGGUACUGUGAUCAAUUGGAAUGUUUGGUAGCAACACUUUGCGAUGGUGAAACAUUAAAUUAUUCCACGUUUUUCAAUUGGCUAGCCGUUCAGCGAAGAAAAUUCUUGAAACCCGUUUAUGAAAAUGAGCCGAGAUUUGAAGUUACACAAAGUCCCGGAAUAUCUAAAUCACUACAAUUUACGAUAAGAAUUGCUCAAAGGAGUUUGAUGAAUUUGGAAGAUGAACAAAUUUUGGAAUUCGAUACUGUAAAGACUAAAAAUAGCAGAAAUUGGAGGAUCAGAAGUGUGAAAUUCGGGGGAGGAUGUUCAUCGAGCAGAACACAUCGCUCGAAAUACAAUCUGAUUCCAAUUCUGGAAAAUCCGGGGAUAAAUGGGGAUGGAAAAAUGGAUGAUGGGAUUUAUGACGAGCUUCUAGAUUCCACGAUUUUCCGCGAUGAUUUUUCGGAGAAUCUGACAUUCUUCGAGCAGGAUUUGAGAGUUAUCAUUGAUACGAAUAUUUUCGAAAACUAUACUUAUAGUUUGGAUGAAUAUGCGAAAUAUAUGACGAGAUUUAGUAAGAGAUAUAAGUUGAGAAGAGAUAUUAUGGUAGGUUAGAGACGCAGAGAUGGAAGAGGCGAGACAGCUAGAGAUCGUUGGGAAGUGAGAGACUAGUAGAGAUUAUGGAGAAGAGAUAUCGCAGGGUUAGAGAUAGAAGGGUUAUCAGAGAGACGCAGAGAUGCGAGACAGCUAGAGACCACGGAUAGAUUGAGAGACGCAGAUAUCAGGCUGCUAGACAACUAGAGAAAGUCAGAGAUGCGAGACAGCUAGAGACCACGGAGAGACGCAGAUAUCAGGCUGCUAGACAACUCCAGAAAGUUAGAGAUGCGAGACAGCUAGAGACCACGGAGAGACGCAGAUGCUAGACAACUCCAGAAAGUUAGAGACGCAGAGAUACCAGACAUCUAGAGACCACGGAUAGAUUGAGAGACGCAGAUAUCAGGCUGCUAGACAACUAGAGAAAGUUAGAGAUGCGAGACAGCUAGAGACCACGGAUAGACGCAGAUACCAGGCUGCUAGACAACUAGAGAAAGUUAGAGACGCAGACAUCUUCCAGAAAUCCCAUCUUCUCUUCGAUCAAUCAAAAAAUCCAUCAACUUCAGUUCUGAUUCAUAACCCGGACCAUUUAGUUUUCCGAACCUCAGCGAUUUAUCAAUAUUUACCAGAUCUCGAGUUAGGCCAAGUCACCACAGAAAUUUGGGAAUAUCAGGUCGAAGCGGUUUUUGUGAGUUUGCAAAAUAUGUGUACUUCGAGUUUGGCUAACUUUGAAAAACCCUCUAGAAUGUGAGCUCGUCGAACACUUGGAAAAUUCGUCAAAUUUUCAUGGAGCCUCCGCAAUUUUUCACAGCUUCUUCAAAUUUCGCCGAACUUCGUGCGAGAAAUGAAUUUGUGGCAGAGUGGGAGAAAAAAGUUGGGUUUUUUUUUGAAAUUAAAUUUUUUUAAGAUCAGAAAUUCCACGUGGAUUUUUAGCGCUAAAAUUUCAAAAUUUGAAAAAAUAAUUUUUUAAGAUCAGAAAUUCCACGUGGAUUUUUAGCGGUAAAAUUUCAAAAUUUGAAAAAUAAUUUUUUAAGAUCAGAAAUUCCACGUGGAUUUUUAGCGCUAAAAUUUCAAAAUUUGAAAAAAAUAAUUUUUUAAGAUCAGAAAUUCCACGUGGAUUUUUAGCGCUAAAAUUUUAAAAUUUGAAAAAAAAAUAAUUUUUCAAGAUCAGAAAUUCCCCGUAUUUUUUAGGGAAACCUUAUUCGUUAGGGAGGAGAAUUUGGACAAAUCCUGUAGUGAACUUGAGAAAUUCAAUGGGAAAAAUUAUGUGGAAGUUAGCCGAAGUCAUGGAGAAACUGUGGUGCGAGUUGUGGGAAAAUAUGUGAGGCUUAAAAAAUUUUUUUUUUGAAUUUUGAAUUUUUUGAAUUUCAGGACUCAAAAUUCGAUAAGUAUGAAUAUCAAGGGAUUUUCAAAAAAUGUUGA